Molecule: messenger RNA, 3832 nt
Organism: Cicer arietinum (chickpea)
Lineage: Eukaryota; Viridiplantae; Streptophyta; Magnoliopsida; Fabales; Fabaceae
Product: DExH-box ATP-dependent RNA helicase DExH8
Cellular component (GO): intracellular anatomical structure
Molecular function (GO): metal ion binding; helicase activity; ATP binding
Source: RefSeq, a predicted model, not a curated record
UGCGAUGUUCUCUCGUUAACGUGCGAAAGAAGUAGUGUAGAAUGUGGAAGGAAAGCUCUCGCAUACUUCGCGCGCAGUGUAUCUGUCACGAACCAGCACCGUGAUUGGUCAGAAACUGAGAGCAGCAAAGUAGAAAAAGAAAAAUCAUUGACUUUGAGUCAACCUCUCCACCGAGCUCACCUGUACCCGCCCUUUUCGUAUCCUAUCUCCCUUAUAAUUUUAAUUAAAAAUACAAAAUGAUGACGUGGCUGUGGCGUUGGAAGGCUGCAUUGCACCACUUCCCACCCUCUCUCUCUCUCUCAUUCCCUAGUCACUUGCUUUCUUCAUCAGGAGAAAACACAAAGACAAAGAAAGAGAAAGUGUGACUGUGACUGUGACUGUGACAGCGACGGUUUCUGUUUCUGAGAAUGGCGUCGCCACCUUCAUCUCCUCCUUCACCUGUUCCUUCCAUUUCUCCUUCCUUAUUACAGUCAACUUUCUCCCAUCUACCUGUCAUGUCUAUGAGGAAAAAAAUCGUCGACAAAAUUCAACAAAAUCGCGUCACUCUCAUCAUCGGCGAGACCGGUUGCGGGAAAAGUUCACAAAUUCCUCAGUUUCUUCUAGAAGAAAACAUGACACCCAUUCUGUGCACACUGCCUAGAAGAUUUGCUGUCGUUUCUGUUGCCAAAAUGGUUGCAAAAGCUCGAAAUUGUGAAUUGGGGGAAGAAGUUGGGUAUCACAUUGGACAUUCACGGAACUUAUCAGCUGGUUCAGAGAUUGUUUUUAAAACUGCUGGAGUAUUGUUGGAUGAAAUGCAAGAGAAGGGGUUGACUGCACUAAAGUACAAGGUUAUUAUUCUUGACGAAGUGCAUGAAAGAUCAGUGGAGUCUGAUCUCGUACUAGUUUGUGUGAAGCAGUUUUUGUUAAAGAACAAUGACUUCAGGUUGGUUUUGAUGUCUGCUACCGCUGAUAUUUCAAGAUAUAGGGACUAUUUUAGGGAUCUUGGUAGAGGCGAACGAGUUGAAGUGCUUGCAAUUCCUAGCUCAAAUCAGAACAUGGUUUUUCAGCGAAAAGUUUCAUAUGUUGACCAGGUAGCUGAAUCUCUUGGGAUGAGUUCAGAAAUAAUGCAGUCAAAAUAUUCCUCUUGUCUUAACCCUUCCGAAUACAAUGCUUACAUUAAGUCUGAAUUGCACGUGCUCAUUCAUGAGCUGGUGUUGCAUAUACAUAAGAAUGAGCCAGAUAUUGAGAAAAGCAUUUUGGUAUUCCUUCCAACCUACUAUUCACUCGAGCAGCAAUGGCGCCUUCUGAAGCCACUUGAAUCAACUUUUAGAGUUCAUAUCUUACAUGGUAGCAUUGAUACUGAACAAGCUCUCAUGACUAUGAAGAUUUGGAAGUCACAUAGAAAGGUAAUAUUGGCUACCAAUAUUGCUGAAUCUUCUGUGACAAUACCUAAAGUGGCAUAUGUCAUUGAUUCGUGCCGAUCACUACAAGUCUAUUGGGAUAAGUCUCGGAAAAAGGAAUGUGCAGCACUUGUUUGGGUUUCCAAGUCUCAGGCGAACCAACGUAGUGGAAGAACUGGUCGAACUUGUGAUGGCCAAGUUUAUAGGUUGGUUCCUAGAUCGUUUUACAAUGAUCUUGAGGAUCAUGAGAGUCCUGUUAUUCUUAAAUUAUCAUUGAGGCUGCAAAUUCUUUCUUUAUGCUGUGCUGAAUCUAAGGCCAUCAAUGAUCCCAAAGUUCUGUUGCAAAAAGCUCUGGAUCCACCAGAUCCUCAAGUUGUCGAAGAUGCAUUGAAUUUACUUGAUCAGAUGUGUGCACUAGAAAAGACACCUCCAAGGGGUCGAUAUGAACCUACAUUUUAUGGUCGUUUGCUUGCUAGUUUUUCUUUGUCUUUCGAUGCAUCUGUUCUAGUCCUCAAGUUUGGAGACAUUGGGAUGAUACGUGAGGGCAUCUUGCUGGGUAUAAUGAUGGAUACACAGCCUUUACCCAUUAUUCAUCCAUUUGGAGAAGAUGAAUUGUUUGCGAAGUACAUUGAUUGCUAUUAUGGUGACCGAGCAAUCUUAGCUGGUCGAAAGGAGAUGGAAUUCAUGGCUAACUUUUGUGCAUUUCAGUUUUGGCAGCACAUUUUCAAGGAUAAGAACCGACUCGAACAUUUAAAGCAGGUUUUAAAGACUGAUGAUGUAUAUCCUGACACACAGCAGAUGCCUAAGCUUGAGGAAGACUGGUGUUCUUUCCAUAAUCUGUAUCAAUCAUCUCUGCAUCAAGUGUCAGAAAUUUAUAAUGAUAUACUAAAUGCAAUCCAUCGAUUCCGGCCAAAAUUUUUGAGCUCCUUUCGUGACCUAACACCCUAUUAUGAUCCUUAUAAAUUCAAACAUACAUGCCUGUUCAAAAGUCAGCAAGAUGGACAUUCAGAUGUAGUUGCGGCAGAUGAGGAAGACAUUGAACUAUCAAGUGAAACAAAUAAAUGCGUUGCUGUACCAUAUGUUACUUUGAAUCACUUGAACAGUUAUCAAGUGGCAAAGAAGUUUGCUGCAAUUGUAAAAGAGACAAGAGCUCAGUACCAAGAUGGUGCAUCUAGCCAUCAAACAGAAGAUGCCGAUGUUGAUAAUUUUCACGUCAAUGGCGAGGUUUCCCCUUGUGUAUAUUUCCUUCGUGGAUCCUGCAGCAGAGGCAGUUCAUGUUCAUUUUCACACUCAGUUCAGGCUAAAAGACCUCAGUGCAAGUUCUUGUUAUCGUUGCAGGGUUGCCGAAAUGGAGAAUCUUGUCCAUUUUCACAUGAUAUGGGCCGAUCAGCAGUGUCGGCCCAUCGAAACAUCUGCCUGCAAGAAGAUAAUGCCAUGAGUUCUGCAUCCCUUCUGAAUUUGUUUCCCAAAUCUACCGACAGAUCAAUUCUGAUAUUGGACGACGUUGAUUUUCAAUUCUCCUCAUGCCUUGCUUGCCACUAUGUUCCAUCCAAAAUAAUUUCAACUACAAGUUUGUCAGAAACAACCAUAACAGAACCAUCCCUUACAGGAGUCAGAAUUUUAUGGGGUCUAUAUCACCCAUACCAAACAAUUGUAGCCAAAGCAGGGAAGAAUCUUAUUCCUUGGAAUGAAGUUGAAUGUGUAUUGUGGUUUCCUUGCUUUGAUAGCUAUGGUGAGGAUUUGGAUGGAAAAAGGCAGGUUUUGCAGAACUUCUUUGAAUAUCUAGCCAUUCGAAUUUUGGCUGAUGAUUUGCAGGAUGUGCGAGUUAUCAUAACCAUGAAUAAUAUCAGAUUUUCCCAACUUCAGGUAGAGAAGUUGGCAAGAGACUGUUUCUUUAUCCUUAGAGACUCAUGUGCUUUUGACGAAAUAAGCUUUGGGAUGUUACAUGACUGCGUUACCUCUAGGAGGCCAAUGGUGGUAUCAAGGUCCUUCUCAUAUGUUUUUAGCAUCCAGCCUCCAAAUGAUGAACUUUUCAGCGACUAUGCUGCUACUAUGAAAAAGCAUCUGCAUAAAAUUCAAAAAAUAUAAUCAUGGGCUUAUCGAAUAUAAGUUUGAGCUUUUCUGGAGGCACAACAGAUCUAGGUAGAUGUCUAUAGUUCUUUCUUGACAAUUACUUCAUGCAGUUCUACAGUAAGCUUCCAUUAGUAUUUGUUUGUUGCAUCAAAAAUUAAAAUGACCAGAAAAUCUGUGGCGUAUCCUUCAAAUUGGAUGCAGUGGUGCACCUUCAUUAUUUUGAUCUUUUGUGGCAAAUCACACAGCAGAGUUGUUGCUCUCUCAUCUUUCCUCCAUGCAUCCACCUCAUACUUUAAUUUACGGAUGAAUCAAUUUUUUAAGUAUGAUACUUUUUUGAGUAAAUUAAUUGCACUUUCAGCUCUUCCAUAGGUUCAGUUACA